Theobroma cacao (cacao) is the source of this 1372-nucleotide messenger RNA. Its product is annotated as putative serine/threonine-protein kinase. Gene Ontology annotation, molecular function: protein kinase activity; ATP binding. Lineage: Eukaryota; Viridiplantae; Streptophyta; Magnoliopsida; Malvales; Malvaceae. The record is from RefSeq and is a predicted model, not a curated record. Gene Ontology annotation, biological process: protein phosphorylation.
CUCUUCCAUUUUUCCAUUUGAUGUUCCAAGAAUUCUGAUGGAUCAUCAUACAGAUGAAAGCUUGAGUGCAUAAAUCCAAUAUAUAUAUUUUUAAAGAUAUAUCGAAUAUAUUGCUCGAGUGAUCAUGAAUUUUUGCAUUUCAAGCUUAAAUUGUUUCUCUUUCUCUUCUUCUUCUUCAUCAAAAUCGUUUUCGAAUCAUAACGAACAAGAUUCUCAAACUCUUCGAAACCUUCAUGCCUUCUUGUAUGAUGAAUUGAAAAUCGCCACUGAUGGGUUUCGAUCUUCCAAUAAAAUUGGUGAAGGUGGAUUUGGUUCUGUCUAUAAGGGGAGGCUCAAAGAUGGAAGAACAGUGGCUGUUAAAGUGUUAUCAGCAGAAUCAAAGCAAGGAGACAGGGAAUUCAUGUCUGAAAUAGUCUCACUAUCCAAUAUAAGCCAUGCAAACCUUGUUAAGCUCCAUGGUGGCUGCAUUGAUGGACCCUCUAGAAUUCUUGUUUAUGAGUACAUGGAAAACAAUAGCCUGGCUCAGGUCUUGCUAGGAGGGGAGAAAAAUAGAGCAAACCUUAGCUGGAAAUCAAGGAAAGAAAUUGCUCUAGGGAUUGCUCAGGCCCUUGCCUAUAUUCAUGAGGAGGUCAAGCCACAUAUUGUGCAUCGAGAUAUCAAACUUAGCAAUAUACUCUUAGAUCAAAAUUUCACUCCCAAAGUUUCAGAUUUUGGUCUUUCAAGACUAUUUUCCGAGAAUGUCACUCACCUUAGUACAGGAGUAGCCGGAACAUUUGGGUAUCUUGCUCCAGAGUAUGCUGUAAGUGGACACUUGACACGAAAAUCAGACGUUUAUAGUUUCGGAGUGUUACUUCUAGAGAUCGUGAGUGGACGAACAGCAAUAGACUUCGAUGUAGAACUAGGAGAGUUCUUCCUCGUUGAGAAGGCAUGGGAGAUGUGCAAAUCAAACGAGCUGCUGCAGCUGGUGGAUCCUGUGCUGAAAGGGAGCAUCUCAUCAGAGCAAGAAGUUGUUCAUUUCCUCAAGGUGGGGUUGCUGUGUGUGCAAGAGAAAUGUGGGCUUCGGCCUUACAUGUCGAAGGCGAUUAAGAUGAUGUGCGAUGGAAUAGACAUGGAUGAUUUGCAGAUAUCAAAGCCAGGGCUCAUCACCAAUAUCAUGGAUGUCAAAAUAGGAAACAGACGUUCCUCAUCACCAAGCUAUACCAGAAUGUUAAGCCCUCGGUUACAUACUAGAUAAAUCAACUAGGAUUUUUACAUUGAUUUUCCUUAGUUAUCUCCUUUUUUUUUUUGGUUUUUAUUCCAACUCAUGAUAGAUUGUAAAUAGUUUUUUGGGGCCAAACCCAAAAUACCAAUGUUAAUUUUUGUGGAAAAUCAC